AUGUCUGGGAGACGAAAAAUUCCAUCGUCUUUUGAGCGACGUCCCAUUCAAUCUCCAGGUAUGAUGCGGCAUGGUCCACUGCCUGGGUUAGGGCCUCCUGGUCACCGACCAUUUGAGGCACUACCACGUCCUGAACUUUUGGAAAAUAAAAUUGCAUAUCAAGCAGCAGAGAUAAAACAACUGACAGGAGACAAUCAUAGACUGGCAGCUACUCAUGUUGAUCUGAGGCAGGAUCUUUUAGCUGCUGAGGAGGAACUACAGAGACUCAAGGCACACAUGAGAAGCAUCCAGACUGAGAGUGACAUUCAGAUGCGGGGUUUGCUUGAUAAGAUUGCAAAAAGGGAAGCAGACAUCGAAGCUGGCGAGGGUGUGAAAAAGGAACUGCAAAAGGCUCACAUGGAGGCACAGACCUUGGUCACAGCACGACAAGAGCUGACCAUUCAAAUUCGGCAGGCCACAGAGGAGUUGCAGAAAGCUCGUCUUGAUGUUGAGAAACUACCAGGUUUGCAUGCUGAACUUGACAGUCUGAGGCGAGAACACCAUAGGCUGCGUUCAACUUUUGAAUACGAAAAGGGUUUAAACAUAGAGGAAGUGGAGCAAAUGAAAGCAAUGGAGAAGAAUCUAAUUGGGAUGGCAAGAGAAGUAGAAAGGUUGCGUGACGAGGUCUCAAAUGCAGAGAAGAGAGCCCAUGCACCAAACGCACAUGCUGGUGGUUACACAAAUCCAGAUUCUUAUUACCCAGCUAACAUGCAAGGUGCUGGUGUGUAUUUUGAUGGUUAUGGAAGGCCCUAUGUUUCAACCGGUGUUAGACCACCAGGAGAGGGAACAAUACCAUAUGCCAGCAGCAGCGGCAUAGCUGCUGGUGCAGUUGUCCCAACUGCUGGUGGUGGUGCUAUUUGGGGAGCAGCAUAUGACCCCUCACUGGACACUGCUGCUGCUGGCGCAGCUGUCUCUAAUGCUGGGCUUGGAUCUGCUCCAAGAGGCUAUGAUUCUACGCUUUCUCGGUAG
This is a messenger RNA of Prunus armeniaca (apricot), 1008 nucleotides long. NCBI's taxonomy places the organism in Eukaryota, Viridiplantae, Streptophyta, Magnoliopsida, Rosales, Rosaceae. The record is from the annotation of a GenBank genome assembly.